AUGGGAUCCUACUCAGCAGAGCCUGCGAAGCCCUGGGUUGAGACACCAUGCUUGUACUCUCCCCAAGUCUCACGCGCAGCUGGCUGCAACAUCUACCUCAAAUUAGACAACCUCCAGCCAUCAGGCUCAUUCAAGUCCCGAGGCAUCGGCAACAUGAUGCAGCGCGCCAUAGCGCUCACGCCGAGGGACGACGUACACUUCUACUGCCCAUCGGGGGGCAACGCCGGGCUGGCGUGUGCCACAUCUGCCGCAUCACUCGGCAAGCCCGCCACCAUCGUGGUCCCGAUCAAGACCCCGGCACACAUGGUUGAGAAGCUCGAGGCGCUAGGAGCCGAGGUGCUGCGCCGGGGCAACAGCAUCGCCGAGGCGGACGCGUACCUCAAGUCGCAGCUGCUGAUCAACGACCCGAACGGCGUCUACGUCUCGCCGUUUGACCACCCCGACAUCUGGGAAGGCGCCUCGAGCAUCGUCGACGAGAUCACGACCCAGAUGAGGCUGCAGCCGGGAGGGCCCAAGGAUACCGACGCCAUCGUCUGCAACGUCGGCGGCGGCGGCCUGCUGAUCGGCAUCAUGGACGGACUGGACCGCAUCUACUGUGGCCGCGCCUCGCAGCAGCCCCGGGUGUUGGCCGUCGAGACGCGGGGCGCCGAGAGCCUCGACGCCAGCAUCCGCGCCGGCAAGCUCAUGACGCUGCCAAACAUCACUUCCAUCUGCUCGUCGCUGGGCGUGGCCAGGGUGGCGAGCCGCGCCUACGAGUGGACCAAGGCCGCGGCCGGCAGGCUCGUUACGACGGUGGUGGACGACGCCGACGCGGUUAUGGGAUCCGUCAAGUUCCUGGACGACGCGAGGCUGCUCGUUGAGGUUGCUUGUGGCGCUACCAUCUCGGUCGUGUACAACGGCCAGCUGAGGCAGAAGCUGGGCAAGGGCAUGAGCGACGCCGAGUGGGCCAAGCAGAACAUAGUGCUAGUGGUGUGUGGUGGCUCGCACACCACGCUUGAGGCGCUCUUGAGGUACAAGGAAGAGUUUGGAGUAUAA
Molecule: messenger RNA, 1035 nt
Organism: Pyricularia pennisetigena
Lineage: Eukaryota; Fungi; Ascomycota; Sordariomycetes; Magnaporthales; Pyriculariaceae
Exons: 2
Coding region: 1-1035 (344 amino acids)
Biological process (GO): L-serine catabolic process; L-threonine catabolic process
Molecular function (GO): pyridoxal phosphate binding; threonine deaminase activity; L-serine ammonia-lyase activity
Source: RefSeq, a predicted model, not a curated record